CUAGAUUAAUAGGCGUUCUAGGGUUUUUGGUAACGAGGAGCUCCAGAUCUGAGAGCUCAAUUUCGCCGGGGUAGCUCGACGCGAUGCUGGAUUGCGCUAGGAUCUGCUAGAUCCUGCUCCGGAUGAUGACGAAGAACGGAAUGCUCGAGUGUCAUCGCUGCGGCGGCAAGCUGGGGAAUGCCUCGCCUACGGUUCGCUCGAUCUCAAAGGCGUAUGACCGGCAUCACUCUGACCAGGCGUCGCGGUUCCGGGGCCUCAGCAUUCUUCUUGUAGCGUUUGAUUGUAUGCUCAUUGCGCUACAGCCGAUCCUAGUGUACAUGUCCAAAGUAGAUGGGAAGUUUUUGUUUAGCCCGAUUAGCGUGAAUUUCCUCACGGAAAUGACCAAGGUGGUCUUCGCGAUUUGUAUGCUCGUUUUCCAGGCACGCAAGCAAAGAGCUGGCGAGAGAUCGCUCCUGAGUCCUCGAGUAAUUUUCCAGGCUGCCCGUGCAAAUCGUUUGCUUGCACUUCCAGCAGCCCUCUACGCAGUUAACAACUACCUCAAGUUCGCAAUGCAGCUCUAUUUUAAUCCAGCGACUGUGAAGAUGCUGAGUAACCUUAAGGUGCUGAUGAUUGCCUUGCUUCUCAAAGUGAUCAUGAGACGCCGGUUUUCAGUUUUACAGUGGGAGGCACUUGCUUUGCUACUGAUUGGUAUCAGUGUGAAUCAGCUGCAUACGACGCCAACUGGGACAACGGUCGUCGUUCCGCUUCAAUCCAUUGCAUAUGUAUACACCUUGAUUUUUGUCACUGUGCCAUCCAUGGCGUCCGUGUUCAAUGAAUACGCCCUUAAGAGUCAGUUCGAGACAAGUGUUCAUCUUCAGAACCUGUUUCUUUACAGUUAUGGAGCGAUGUUCAACUUUCUAGCGAUUCUGGUUACUGCUGAUUUUAGUGCUGGGAAUGGGCUUAAUCUUUUCAAGGGCCACUCUCGGGCAACAAUGUUUCUAAUCUUCAACAACGCAGCGCAAGGAAUACUCUCUUGCUUCUUUUUAAAAUAUGCUGAUGCAAUCUUGAAAAAGUACUCUUCUACUGUUGCAACAAUCUUUACGGCUUUGGCUUCUGCCGCCUUAUUCGGGCACAAACUGACAAUCAACUUUGUCUUAGGAGUAUCAAUUGUUAUAAUUUCUAUGCACCAGUUCUUCUCGGCACUAAGCAAAACGAAGGACGAAAAGCUUGACAAUCAAAUGGACACGUUCGUUGACAAGCAUAACACUUACACGAGGCCCAAGGAUGACGCGUUUAUCAAUAUGACUGCUGGUGCUGGUGAACAGGCAAACCUUAAAGUCGGUAUACUGGAUGACAGACAACCUUUGCUUCCUACUUAAGCUCGAGCGCAGUAAUAUAGCAGUGUUAGUAGUAUAUGGAGCAGCAUACUGUACAAAACCGCGGUGAUGGGUAAGGAGACGGUAACGUUUCCAUUCAAGCCAAUUUUUGCUGAGGAAGGUUUGAGUGGCUGUCUCAGAGCGAAUGCACACGAGCUAAAUAAGAUGGGGGGGAAAGCAUUUUCGUUA
Molecule: messenger RNA, 1544 nt
Organism: Selaginella moellendorffii
Lineage: Eukaryota; Viridiplantae; Streptophyta; Lycopodiopsida; Selaginellales; Selaginellaceae
Product: CMP-sialic acid transporter 5-like
Exons: 14
Coding region: 123-1358 (411 amino acids)
Biological process (GO): pyrimidine nucleotide-sugar transmembrane transport
Cellular component (GO): Golgi membrane
Molecular function (GO): pyrimidine nucleotide-sugar transmembrane transporter activity
Source: RefSeq, a predicted model, not a curated record